AUGCCAAACUUCAUCUUUACCUGUGCUCCAAAUUUUAUUGCAAAUGGCCUUGCCACCGGUGUUACGGUUGUUGUCGGCCUUGCACGGGGUAAAGUUGGGCUUCCUUCUCAUCAGUUUGCCGCUGCAUUUACCUUUGAUAGAAAAUUCGCCAUUUGCUUGAUCUCUUCUUCAAGUUCUAACGGUGUCAUCAUUUUUGGUGAUGGAGCUUAUGUUCUUCUUGAUGCCUCUAAGUCUCUCACCUAUACCCCACUUCUCAUUAAUCUUGUGGCAACGACCAGUGGUUUCUUUCUAGGCGACGAAUCGGUGGAAUACUUCAUCGGUGUAACCUCCAUUAAAAUAGGGGGAUUAAAGGAAGAUGAGUUGAAAUAUAAAGUCCUUAGAGAGACUCUUGGUUACCCUAGUCUCGUUGGUCUCCUUGAUCUGGUUUGGAACAAGCUGAAAGUUCAAAACCUUAAAAAUGACAAUAAAGAUUAUCGAUGUUUAGUCAACAACUACAUCAAGGAGUACAUAGAUUGGGGUGCCAAAAAGACGGUCGAUGCAUCUAUAGGAGUCUCCACUCGUAAAGAACAUCACAAGAAAUUGGGAGUUCCCUUGCCUAGGGUUAAUUACAAGUUAGAUAAAGACCUUAGGAUAAAGAUUAUCAGAUCCUUCCCGGUUUAUGGAAUGUGGCAGUACAGUUAG
Messenger RNA from Pistacia vera, 681 nucleotides. RefSeq lists its product as uncharacterized. Gene Ontology annotation, biological process: proteolysis. NCBI's taxonomy places the organism in Eukaryota, Viridiplantae, Streptophyta, Magnoliopsida, Sapindales, Anacardiaceae. Gene Ontology annotation, molecular function: aspartic-type endopeptidase activity. The transcript is spliced from 2 exons. The record is from RefSeq and is a predicted model, not a curated record. Bases 1 to 681 code for a protein of 226 amino acids.